Messenger RNA from Hibiscus syriacus, 687 nucleotides. Its product is annotated as dof zinc finger protein DOF1.4-like. Gene Ontology annotation, molecular function: DNA-binding transcription factor activity; DNA binding. The transcript has a single exon. Lineage: Eukaryota; Viridiplantae; Streptophyta; Magnoliopsida; Malvales; Malvaceae. The record is from RefSeq and is a predicted model, not a curated record. The annotation marks the transcript as partial. Gene Ontology annotation, biological process: regulation of DNA-templated transcription.
GUGUUGUUAUUUUACCCAAAGAACACCUCAUCCAUUUUCUUUUCUUUUGUAGAAUCGUAUUGAUGAGAAGCACAGUUGAUGGGUUCCACAAGUAAGCUAAUGGAGAAACCGAGCCAACAACAACAACAAGCCCUAAAGUGUCCUCGGUGUGACUCAUCCAACACUAAGUUCUGCUACUACAACAACUACAGUUUGUCUCAGCCAAGACACUUUUGCAAGGCUUGUAAGCGUUAUUGGACCAACGGAGGCACUCUAAGGAACGUUCCUGUCGGCGGCGGAUGUCGCAAAAACAGGCAUCACAAGAGGCCUGCUCCCUCCAUUUUCGCCGGUGCUGCAAAUCCUAACCCUCAAAUAUCUCGACCUCGAGUCGUUGUUUCUUCAGCCUCAAUUAACCAUAUCAAAAACCCUUUGUUUUAUGGGUUAGCUAGUAACCCUUCUGCUAUGAAUCUCCCAUACCAUGAUUUCCAAUCUCAAAUGAAUGUUCUUGGAUUAGGGUUUCCUUUCGGGGCUGUAUCAAAUGAAUGGUACCCUAAUAUCUUUGCAUCCUCCACAUCACAAACCAAUGCGUCAUUUUUAGCUUCUACUCCUCACCAACACAGGUUCAUCAAUGGUGGCGUAGCCUUGUCACCUUUUAGAGAUCUUCACAUGACCGAAAAUUGGCUAACGAUGAACGACGUCGAAGUUGAA